CGACAACCGAUUCGUCUACGCAAAGGGAGGUAACGUUGUUCCAGGAAGGACUGUUCGAGGAAAUUAUCUAGAUAGUUAUAGUAGAUACAAUAUACAGGAAAAUCCCUGCGAGUUUUCAAGUGGAAUUGACGACAAGCAUACUCGCAAAGCAUCAUCCUGAGAGUGAAUUAGAGAGGAUAACGAUUUGAUUUUCAUUGGAAACUUUAUUUGUGGACUUGAUGUUACAAGGAGCAGCUAGAAAUUGUGAUUUGCUUUGCCAGCACAGACAAAUAUAGACAGAAUUGUAAUACAUUGCGUACCGUCACACAUGCAAUACGGAACAAGGAUGUUAAAAAGAGACUGUGAUUAUUACUAUUACAAAUAAUAAGUGAAGUGGGAAAGCAGGAAUAAACUGCAUACAAAACAAAUAUAAAAUAGUUAGAAAAAUAGAAAUUUGAAAGUGGAUACUUGUGCAUCAUCCCACAAUAAUAAUUGGGCAAUAGGCAAUAAUAAUUAUUAUAUGUGUCAAAUAUGUGUCAAAAGAUAAAUUUAGUGAAUACAAGACAGUUGUUUAGAUGACAAUCACUUGAUGUUAAGCAGUGUAUCAACAAACUAGUGAAGAAAAUCUAAUCCCAGCUAUUUUAAUGAUAAACACAUUAAGACUUUGCAAGAUGACAAUAUUGAAUCCUUCUGUAAGUGGAUGCUGUCUGUUAGCAGUCAGUGUGUUGACAGUACUUGCGGGUCCAGUAACAUACCUAGACCAGGAAGAUCUGAGCGAUAGCCAUUUGGCACAUUUCACAUGCUGUAAUGAUAGUUGCCACGACAAAACAAAUUUUGUGAAUUACAACCGAUACCUUGUAGUGGCGCCAGAUGUCCUCUAUGUUGGAGCAAUGAACUACUUGUAUCAGUUGAAUAAAAAUGAUUUGACCUGUACAAAAAAUCGGUCAUUACCAGCAGACGAAGAAACUAAAAGACGGUGCAGACUGCAGGGCAAAACAGAUGUGCCUGACUGCCAGAACCACAUUCGAGUCAUCAUGGAGAAUAAUAAUCGUAGCCAGCUAUUUGUGUGUGGGACCGGGGCCUACUUUCCCACCAAAUAUUCCCUCAAUAGGAUCACCAUGCAGUUCAUGCAAAAUCAAGCAAAUUUAACAGACACGGAAAGUAGUGGUAGAGGAAAUGGCAUCUGCCCAUUUGAUCCAAAUGAUAAUGCAACAUCCUUGUACACAAAUACAGGAAACCUGGGAAAUGGGUCUGCAAUGUACUUCGGCACCUACUCCGACUUCCUGAAGAAUAAUCCGGUGUUCUUUCGACCAAAAUUUGUCGGGACAGACGGCAUUGAGCACACCGACAAGAGUACCGACCAAGAUGACUCCAAGUGGCUCAAUCUCCCCCAGUUCGCAGGCACAUUCGAUGAAGGGAACCAAGUUUUCACAUUUUUCAGAGAAAUUGCUCUGGAGUUCCCGGAUCCGUUAGUGAAAAAAACAUAUGCAAGAGUAGCCAAAGUGUGCAAGCAAGACCUUGGAGGUGGCUAUAUGAACAAGAAAAAAUGGCUGUCAUACCAGAAGGCAAGGCUUAAUUGCUCGCUGCCAGGCCGUGACCCAUACUACUUUGAUGAUCUCUAUGAUAUCUACAAAAGUGGAGACCAGUACUUUGGGCUGUUUUUCAAGCAUGGGGCUGACCUCAACUCCUCAGCCGUCUGUGUGUUCAGCAAGGCACGGAUAGAAGAGUCCUUCAAUGGCAAGUUCAAGUACAAGGAUGGUGAUAUGUGGAAGACAGUUCCUGACAACCUCAAUCCUAACCCAAGACUUGAUAAUUGUACAGCGCACGACACUAAUCCGGGCAUAUUUGAAAACCGUGUUUCGGAAUAUCAGCUAAUGGACAAGAACGUAGAUAUGGAAUACGAGGGACCAAUAUUCUAUAAGCGUGGUGUACAGUUCAUGAAGAUCGUUGUCGGGCCAGAGUUCAAUAAAAGUAGAAACAUCUAUUUGGCUUCAGAUAAGGGAAGUGUGCACGACAUUUUUAUGAAGACGUUUACCAGCGGCAAGCCAAAAUGUACAGAAAAUGCAGUGUACAGGCCUUUGAAGAAAGAUGCUCCUAUUUGGGACAUGAAACUUGAGAGUUCAACCCUGUACCUGGGCACCGAUCAUGAAGUGGUGAAAUUCGACUUGACAAAAACCUGCACAAAGAUGGUUCAUUGUGACGCCUGCGUCUAUAACACACUGUGUGCAUACUGCAACAAUACUUGCGAUGUCAGCUCAUGUACAGGCACUGGUAACCCUAGAGCAGACCACAAUGAUGUGCAUCAAACUGACAGCUUAGUGAAAAUUCUUUUGGAUAAAAAAAUUAUAAAUGGGAUUAAUGACAGUACAGAUCCCAUUACUCAGCCAGCUUUCGCGGGAGCCUACAGCACACUUCAGAUCAAGUCACAAAAUGUCCGCUUCACAGCUGUCACUUGGUUUAAAAAAGCAAGCGCAGCAAAUGGAAGGAAAAAGAGAAGCGUGGCAGAUGCGUACACUGUUGUUGAAGACCCAACUAGAACUGCCACAUCUGAAUCUGGCGAUUUAAUUAUUCGCAAUUUGAAAAUACAAGAUAGUGGUAUAUAUAUUGCAAGGAGCGCAGAUGAUGGGCGAAUACUGGAAAAGAUACUAUUGAACGUUCAAAAUUCAACAGGUAAUGAAAACAUGGUGGAAGUUUGGAAACAGGCCUUCAAUGAUUGGUCAUCAUCCUUCAGAAAGUGGCAGGACUGUUCUUCAAGUUAUUUUGAAACCUGUGAAGCCACACGGUCACCCUGAUGUGUGUUGUUUACCCUCUGAUGUCAGAUGUGGGAAUUAAAUGAAACUUUUUGGGAAGCUUCACUACCAACAGGAUAUGUGCAUAUUAUGAGCCGGUUAUGGUCGGAUGAUUUUUCACAGAGUUAUGACCCUUUGAAAUUUUCCAUUAACUGUACAUAUAGUGCAAUUCUUGUCCAGGCUUUUUCUCAGCAACUAAUGAACGGAAUUCAAUUAAACUUUAUGGGAAGCUUAACUACCUUGAGGAGAUGCGCAUGUUAUUUGUGGGUUCUGGUUAGAUGAUUUAUUUAGAGAGUUAUGGCCCUUUUAAAUUUUUAAGUUGCUAAACCAUCCAUCGUAUUAUUUUGUCCAAAUUUAUGCCCCUCAAGACGUUUCCUUUUAUCUGAAUAUAUAGCGCAAUAUUGUGACAAAAAAAAACUUUGGGGAGCAUCACCCGUCUCCGACGGUUUCUUGUGUAAAUAAACUUCCAUAAAACGGAAUACCAGUUAAUGUUUGUGACUGUGUUGUCUGUAUUUGUAACAAGUUUGCAAUUAUUUAUUAAAUUCAUCCUUAAUGUUUUAGUAAUUUGUUUAGUUACUAGUAUCUGAUUUUUAGCUUGGCUGUUUUCGGAGAAAACCCGAGUUAUUGUCAUAGCCAGCUCACCAUCCACCGUAGGCGUCGUGCUAAAACCUUAACAUAUGCUCUAAAGUCAAAGUGCUUCCCCUCAACUUUGAAACUUCAUGUGUAGAUGCACCAGGAUGAGUUCGACACGCCACACCCAUUUUUGGGUCACUAGGUCAAAGGACAAGGUCACUGUGACCUCUUAAAAAAAAAUUCUGACAAGCUUUCGCAGCCGAGUGUGGCACCCGUUAUGCAGUGCUCUUGUUAGUGUUAAAAUUCUUGCCCUGCUAUUUGAUAUUACGUGUAUUGUUUUUCCUGUUGAUUUUACAGUAAUAAAAAUUUCAUAAUAAAUGUAUUAGUCACUUUCAAUUUCACUUAGAAAAUUAUUCACACUGAUCAUUUAUUUAAGGGCACGUUAGCUUAGUUGGUAGAGCACUGGACUAAAAAUCUGAAAAUCAUCUUUAUAACACAAAAAAAUAUGAACAUAAGAAUUGUACACUUCAUUAUAAAAUGAGGCAUUUGUGGAAGAUUUUAUGGAAAAAAAAACAAUUAACCGCAGUGUUCCACAGUGGGUCAAUAUAUUUAGAUCGCAGCUGCUGCAGAGAACAAGGCACAGCUGUUGGGGGUACUUGAACCCCAGUGGCCGGAGGAACCUGGACUUCAGCAGUUGGAGAGACCUUGACCGAAUAUGGUGGUGGGACCAGUAGUCCAGUACAGCAGCCAUUUGGGAACACGACCGCAACCGCUAGGGUGACCUGGAUGGCAGCCAGUGCCUAGACCUGAUCUUGGCGGGUGGAGGGACCUGGAAAGCAGCAGGAGAGACUGGAAAAGCAGGGGCUGGAGUGACAUCUACCACUGAUGUUGCUUGUGUCCUUCUCUUCUUGAGGAUCUUGAAUGCGUAUUGAUCUGCAAAAGAUAAACAUGAUAUCACACACUAUCAAAAGGGCGAGGCAUUCUUCAUACUUGUUAAAUUGUAAGGUUUUUGUUUCACUUAACUGUGAAAUAUUGCUGUAAUGGUAAUCUUGUUGCGUAAUAAUUAAAAAUUUAAAUCAA
This is a messenger RNA of Dreissena polymorpha, 4421 nucleotides long. RefSeq names its product semaphorin-2A-like. Gene Ontology annotation, biological process: positive regulation of cell migration; axon guidance; negative chemotaxis. The transcript has 22 exons. NCBI's taxonomy places the organism in Eukaryota, Metazoa, Mollusca, Bivalvia, Myida, Dreissenidae. Gene Ontology annotation, molecular function: semaphorin receptor binding; chemorepellent activity. The record is from RefSeq and is a predicted model, not a curated record. The coding region runs from base 624 to 2771 and encodes 715 amino acids.